GCGCGCGUAUUUAAAAAAUGGUUGCCAGGGCGCUAAAGUUUGUUGAAUCAAUGGCUAGAUUUUUGGGUAUUAAGUUUUAGACAUGUCGUGCAUCUGCUUGGGUCCCAAGCGUGCGGGCAAAACGCAUCUGCUCAAGGCACUACAAGAGCCAGACUCCAUAGACGAGACGAGCUAUUCCAUGCCCACCAUCGGCACUGGAAUCUAUCGCAUACAUUUUCCCGAGAAGUCUCCCAAUGGCGACAAACCGCGUCCGCCAGCUGAUGCAGCUGCCGCUCAAGCAGCACCACCUUGCGGCAAGCAUGCGCCAAAGUUUAUACAAAUUCUAGAGAUUGGAGGCAGCAUGGCGCCGCUUUGGCGACAGAGUCAAUACUUUGAGGACGUGAAGAAGCUCAUCUAUGUGGUGGAUGCAUCCAAUCUCUGCCAGAUCUCAGCAGCGGGCGUGCUCUUCUACUCGAUUCUGACGGAACCGCGAUUGCAAAAAGUGAAAAUACUGCUUGUGCUGACCAAGAUGGAUUAUUCGUAUCGCCAGAUGCGCAACGAGGCGCUGCUCAUGCUGCAAAUGUCCAAGCUGCAGAAGCAGAUACGCCAACAACUGACAAUCGCAGAAGCCAGCGCAGUCACCAAGGUGGGAUUGGACACCAUUUACGAGUGGCUGAAGCGACCAUGAGAUGAGGUUGGGGAUUA
Molecule: messenger RNA, 684 nt
Organism: Drosophila albomicans
Lineage: Eukaryota; Metazoa; Arthropoda; Insecta; Diptera; Drosophilidae
Exons: 2
Coding region: 83-667 (194 amino acids)
Molecular function (GO): GTPase activity; GTP binding
Source: RefSeq, a predicted model, not a curated record